Penicillium alfredii is the source of this 426-nucleotide messenger RNA. Its product is annotated as rhamnogalacturonan acetylesterase RgaE. Bases 1 to 426 code for a protein of 141 amino acids. The transcript has 3 exons. NCBI's taxonomy places the organism in Eukaryota, Fungi, Ascomycota, Eurotiomycetes, Eurotiales, Aspergillaceae. The record is from RefSeq and is a predicted model, not a curated record. Gene Ontology annotation, molecular function: hydrolase activity.
AUGGCCAGCGUUGAAACAGGGCCCAUCACUACAGGCUGGGGUGACUAUGUCGCACCCUAUACGACGCUGGAUGUAUCCAACAAGGCCGUGGGUGGAUGCAGCGCGCGGUCAUUUACGCGCGAAGGGCGGUUCGAUGCCAUUGCGGCGGAAGUACGAGCCGGAAACUGGGUGAUCAUCGAGUUCGGCCACAACGACGGCAGGUCAUUGUCGACGCAUAAUGGCCGCACGGACUGCUCGGGCACGGGAGACGAGAUGUGCACAACAACCUACGACGGACAGACUGAGACGGGUGCUGACAUUUCCGGCAUAUUUGAAGAACACGGCCAAGCUACCCCUAACAACCCCUGGGAGACGGGGACCUUCUAUUCUCCGUCGCGAUUUGUUGAAUACGCGAAACUGGCAGCCGAGGCGGUGGGCGUCGCCUAA